Messenger RNA from Gekko japonicus, 738 nucleotides. RefSeq names its product ferritin heavy chain B-like. Gene Ontology annotation, biological process: iron ion transport; intracellular iron ion homeostasis. The record is from RefSeq and is a predicted model, not a curated record. The transcript has 6 exons. NCBI's taxonomy places the organism in Eukaryota, Metazoa, Chordata, Lepidosauria, Squamata, Gekkonidae. The coding region runs from base 4 to 738 and encodes 244 amino acids. Gene Ontology annotation, cellular component: cytoplasm. Gene Ontology annotation, molecular function: ferric iron binding; ferrous iron binding.
GGAAUGACAUUCCAGGUGAGCCAGAACUUCCAUCCUGAGUGUGAGGCUGCUGUGAGCCAGCUGGUCAAUUUGGAGCUCUUUGCUAGCUAUGUCUACCUUUCUAUGGCCCUUCACUUUGACCGUGAAGAUGUCGCCUUGAGCCACGUGGCCCAGUUCUUCAGGGAACAGUUCCAGGAAGAGAGGGAGCAUGCCGAUAAGUUCCUGAGAUACCAGAACCAGCGAGGAGGCCGCAUUGUCCUGGAGGACAUCAAGAAACCCGACCAGGACGAGUGGGACAACAGCCUGGAUGCCAUGCAGGAAGCCCUGCAGCUGGAGAAGCAAGUGAACCAAGCUCUCCUGGACCUCCACUCACUAGCCACAGAGAAGGCAGACCCCCACCUGUGUAACUUCCUGGAGUCCGAAUACCUGGAGGAGCAAGUGAAGGCCAUCAAGAGGCUGGUAGACCACAUCACCAACCUGAAACACCUGGGGGUGCCCCAGAACAGCAUGGGGGAGUACCUGUUUGACAAGCUCACCUUGGGGGGAGAGCAGGAUCGCUCGGCUGCGUUCCUCCGCUUGCGCCCGCCUGCCGCCGCCACGCCACGCCGCCACGCCGUCCACACCGAAUCGAUGCUCACCGCCGCCGUCAUCACCGCCGCCGCUGCCGCCGCCGUCUUCAAUCGACCAUUCAGGAGAAUUUGGAAACCAUACAGUACUGAGAAAGAUGUCGUUUACAUUUUGCUUUUAACGUCCCGGUGA